Pezoporus flaviventris is the source of this 3657-nucleotide messenger RNA. It is a transcript of the gene ATP2C2, whose product is annotated as ATPase secretory pathway Ca2+ transporting 2. NCBI's taxonomy places the organism in Eukaryota, Metazoa, Chordata, Aves, Psittaciformes, Psittacidae. Bases 413 to 3247 code for a protein of 944 amino acids. Gene Ontology annotation, biological process: intracellular calcium ion homeostasis; calcium ion transmembrane transport; manganese ion transport. The record is from RefSeq and is a predicted model, not a curated record. Gene Ontology annotation, molecular function: ATP binding; ATP hydrolysis activity; P-type calcium transporter activity. The transcript has 27 exons. Gene Ontology annotation, cellular component: Golgi membrane; plasma membrane; endoplasmic reticulum.
GGCUCUGCAGUGUGCGCAACCUGUCCUGCCUCUGCACGCAGUGGCCUUGGCAAAACACCCUCCCUCCUAUCUGUCUUCUGUGCUGGGGCACCUCCCGCAUCUCUUCUUCAGAGGGUGGGGAGGAAAACACAGAGCUGCAAGCCCUCAAUCCGGGUGCCGCAUAGGGACACCUCACUCCUGUACCAGCCACGGUGUCAAACACAGCUCCUGGCAGGGUUGGAUGGGCGAAGCACCCUGCAUCGCUGCCGAAGGGUGCGCAGCCUCCCGCCGGCACCUGCGGCCGAAGGCGUGACUUGGCAGCAGGUAAACCUGCCUCCUCUCCCUGCCUGUGACCAGAGCCCUGUGCUGGCAGGGGAACCAGAGCCAGUGCUGCCGGCGGCGGGUGGCACUGUCCCACCGCUGCGCUGUGAAGAUGGUAGAAGGAGGUUUCACCAAACUCCUCCAGAAGAAGCUGUUUUUCCACCUUGCACAGAAAUAUCAGCCCCUUGGAAGCGGCGAGCCGGAGGAGGAGGAGGAGACCCAUGAGGAGUGUGAGCUGAAAAUAAUUGAGCAGGAGAAGGAGGUGGCAGUUCUGCCUCCGAAAGACGCAUGCAAGUGCCAUAAAGAAGACUUGGCUAAAGCUUUAAAUGUUGAUUUGCAAACUGGACUCUCUGAGUGUUCUGUGCUGCAGCGCAGGUUAAAGCAUGGUUGGAAUGAGUUUUCAGUAGAAAAUACAGAGCCGAUAUGGAAGAAGUAUCUGGACCAGUUUAAAAAUCCCCUCAUUCUCUUGUUGCUGGCUUCUGCUUUAGUAAGUGUCAUCACAAAAGAAUACGAGGAUGCUGCGAGCAUCACCAUGGCAGUGCUCAUCGUGGUCACCGUGGCCUUCAUCCAGGAAUAUCGCUCGGAAAAAUCUCUGGAAGAACUUAACAAGUUGGUGCCCCCUGAGUGCAACUGCCUAAGGGAAGGGAAACUGCAGCACCUUCUAGCAAGAGAGCUUGUGCCUGGAGAUAUCAUUUAUCUGUCUGUUGGCGACAGGGUUCCUGCAGACCUCAGGCUGAUAGAGGUUACAGAUCUGCUGGUAGAUGAAUCCAGUUUUACUGGAGAAGCUGAGCCUUGUAACAAGACUGACAGUGUAUUAAUGGAAGCUGGAGACAUAACCACGCUGAGCAAUGUUGUUUUCAUGGGGACAUUGGUGCGAUACGGGAAGGGAAAAGGUGUAGUUAUUGGGACUGGUGAAAAUUCACAGUUUGGAGAGGUGUUCAAAAUGAUGCAAGCUGAAGAGACUCCCAAAACACCUCUCCAGAAGAGCAUGGACAGACUGGGGAAGCAGCUCACUCUCUUCUCCUUUGGUAUAAUCGGUUUAAUAAUGCUCAUUGGCUGGUUACAAGGGAAGCAUCUCCUUGGCAUGUUCACAAUUGGAGUUAGCCUGGCAGUGGCUGCCAUCCCAGAGGGCCUCCCCAUCGUGGUCACCGUCACACUGGUGCUCGGCGUUCUCCGGAUGGCCAAGAAAAGGGUGAUUGUGAAGAAGCUUCCCAUAGUAGAAACCUUAGGUUGCUGCAAUGUCAUCUGCUCAGAUAAGACAGGCACUCUGACUGCCAAUGAGAUGACAGUGACACGGCUUGUGACUUCGGAUGGGUUCCAGGCAGAGGUCAGUGGCGUGGGCUACAAUGGAGAAGGAAAUGUUUAUCUUCUGCCAUCAAAAGAGAUUCUUAAAGAAUUUUCCAAUGUCUCAGUUGGGAAACUAGUGGAGGCUGGCUGUGUAGUCAACAAUGCCAUUAUCAGGAAAAAUAGUGUGAUGGGACAGCCCACAGAAGGAGCUCUCAUUGCCCUUGCAAUGAAGAUGGAAUUAGCUGACAUAAAAGAUAUUUAUGUAAGAAAUAAGGAAAUUCCAUUUAGCUCUGAACAGAAGUGGAUGGCUGUGAAAUGCGCACUGAAAAAUCAGGAUCAGGAUGAUAUUUACUUUAUGAAAGGAGCAUUUGAAGAAGUGAUUGGAUACUGCUCUCUGUAUAACAGCGGUGGCAUCUCGUUAUCACUUACGCCCCAGCAGAAAGCCUUCUACCAGCAGGAAGAAAAACGAAUGGGGUCAUCAGGUCUAAGGGUACUUGCUUUGGCUUCAGGUCCAGAACUUGGCAAACUAACAUUUUUAGGUCUGGUUGGAAUAAUUGAUCCGCCAAGGGCUGGAGUGAGAGAAGCUGUUCAAGUCCUUCUGGAUUCUGGUGUAUCAGUAAAGAUGAUAACUGGAGAUGCCUUGGAAACUGCUGUGGCUAUAGGGCAGAAUAUUGGUCUCUGCAAUGGAAAGCUGAAAGCCAUGUCUGGGGAAGAGCUGGACCAACUGGCAGAGGCAGAGCUAUCAUCCACCGUCAAAAACGUUUCCAUUUUCUUCAGAACAAGUCCAAAGCACAAACUGAAAAUAAUAAAGGCUUUGCAGAGGGCUGGUGCUAUUGUGUCAAUGACAGGAGAUGGUGUUAAUGAUGCUGUGGCCCUUAAAUCUGCUGAUAUCGGGAUUGCAAUGGGACAAGCUGGUACAGAUGUCAGCAAAGAAGCUGCCAACAUGAUUCUUGUGGAUGAUGACUUCUCAACAGUAAUGAAUGCAAUAGAAGAGGGAAAGGGAAUAUUUUACAACAUAAAGAAUUUUGUCCGGUUCCAGCUGAGCACGAGUAUUUCAGCUUUGAGCCUAAUUACUCUGUCAACUGUGCUCAACCUACCAAAUCCACUCAAUGCUAUGCAGAUCUUAUGGAUCAACAUCAUCAUGGACGGGCCACCAGCGCAGAGCCUGGGAGUGGAACCAGUUGAUAAGGAUACUAUCAAACAGCCACCCCGACGUAUCACAGAUACUAUACUCAGCAAAUCACUGAUCCUGAAAAUCUUCAUGUCAGCUGUAAUUAUCAUCAGUGGAACCCUCUUUGUCUUCUGGAAGGAGAAUCCAAAAGGUGGCAUAAAUCCUCGAACCACAACAAUGACUUUUACCUGUUUUGUAUUUUUUGACCUCUUCAAUGCCCUGACAUGCCGCUCCCAGACAAAGUUGAUAUUUGAAAUAGGCUUUUUUCGAAACCGCAUGUUCUUGUAUUCUGUGCUGGGAUCAUUUUUGGGACAGCUGGCUGUUAUAUACAUCCCUCCGCUACAAAAGAUCUUCCAGACAGAGAAUUUAGGAGUGCUAGACCUGAUGUUUCUCACUGUACUGGCUUCCUCUGUUUUCAUCGUGUCCGAAUUCGUCAAACUCUGUGAGAAACACUGCUGCCAACUAAAGCACACAAAUGGGACGUCAUAAUUGAUGCAAACUUCCUCUAAAGAUACACUUGGGACCAAGCUGUGAUGCUGGACAUUUGAAAUGCAAUGUUUUCUGACACCACACAUCCUUUCUGAAGAUACUCCAGGUGAAUCUGUACACCAGUCUGUUCCUUCUAAUGCUUUACCUAAACUGUUUGAGCUGUCUACAGAACCUCCAGAGCAGCUCAUGUUUUAAACUAAGAUCAGGUAUACUUUUAGAACACUGAUCUGUAUCUCAAGAAUGCUGCGACAGUCCUACACAAAAUAACAGAAUAGCACCUCUCCUAUGAGAAAAAGCUGAGAGAGUCAGGGUUGUUCAACCUGGAGAAGACUCUGGGGAUACCUUAUUGCAGCUUUUCAGUCCUUAAAAGGGGCCUAUAAGAAAGAUGGGGAUAGAUUUUUUUAGCAGGG